AUGACUAAAGCCAACAAAACUUCAUCUCGAAGAGCAACUGUACCUAGUGAAAUCGUUGAUAGAAGACCUCUCACUGCCUUCAAUCGUUCUUCUACAUUUCCUUAUUCUCGAUCUCAAUCUGCUCGUAAUAAAACAAAAAAUACAAGCAAUAAUAAUCAUCAUUGUUCUUUAUGCGUAAAAGGUGAUGAUGAUGUUAAUUGUUUAAGCGCUAGAAUUAAUAGAUUAGAAGAGUUAAUUCAAAAUCUUAAUAUAACCGUCACUUCUACUCCGAAAGUUAAAAAUCAACCUAAUCCUUCUAAUUUGGCUCCCUCCACAAAUUCAUUACCUUUUGGCCCUAAUGCUAUUGAUUUUUCAAAAAUGGAAACAAAUGAAUUGGUCUCAUUUUCUACUCAAUUGGGGACUAUAUUAUUUGGUAAUCGUAAUGCUAAUAAUAAUAAAUCCAACGUUAUGAGCAUUAAUAAUAUCCUAGCUCAUUAA
Molecule: messenger RNA, 477 nt
Organism: Scutellospora calospora
Lineage: Eukaryota; Fungi; Glomeromycota; Glomeromycetes; Diversisporales; Gigasporaceae
Source: the annotation of a GenBank genome assembly